CCACUCACUCUCUCUCUCUCUCGAGUUAGCGAGCAGUGUCACUCCUCUUGGCUUUGUGGGGGCACAGAUCUGAGCCCAUUUUUUCCCUGGAAUGCUCCUAUAGAGGUGAAUUUCGGGCGAUGUGAAGCGGGAUCGAGAGGGUUACGGGGGAUUGUAGCCAUGGAUCCGCCUUCGCUAGUGUCGCAGGCGCCGCUGCCGGAGGUUUGGCAGUUCCCGAAGGUCGGAGUACCGCCGGGGGGGCCGAGGGUUGGACGAAUGGUGCCGGGACCGGAGGCCUCUGCGGUGGGGAAUCGGGAUGGGUCGCUGGAUGAUUCGACGGUCACCGAGCAGAGCGGCGGGAGCCGGGGGAGGAGGAAGCGGAGGGAUUCCGCUUCCGAGGAUGAGUCGUCCAAGCUCGUCUCCACCAGCAGCGGCAAUGACCUGACUGAUUCUGAAGUUAAACGUCCCGAGAUCAUGAAAUCUACUAAUGAAACUGGCAAUUUAAAAAUGGAGGCUGAGGCAAGUUCAGGCAUAUGCAAGAAGACUGUGGAUCAAAAUCCUCCACCCCCUGAGCCAUCCAAACAAGAUUAUAUCCAUGUGAGAGCAAGAAGGGGUCAAGCAACUGAUAGCCACAGCCUUGCAGAGAGAGCAAGGAGAGAAAAAAUAAGUGAAAGAAUGAAGAUCCUCCAAGAUCUGGUCCCUGGAUGUAAUAAGGUAAUUGGCAAAGCAUCAGUCCUUGAUGAGAUUAUUAAUUACAUCCAGGCAUUACAGCGUCAGGUUGAGUUUCUAUCAAUGAAGCUUGAAGCUGUUAAUUCGCGCUUGAACACUGGCAUUGAAGGGUUCCCCGCUAAAGAUUUUGGUGCUCAGACAUAUGAUACAACUUCUAGUUUGGCAUUCAACCCACAGCCAGCAAGAGAGUAUGGGCAGGGUUCAGCAACAGAAUGGCUUCAUAUGCAGGUUGGUGGUGCGUUUGAAAGAGUGACGUAAUUGCAACAAAUCCUCUUUCACGGGUAAUAAAAGCACAUUACCAGGAUGGAUCCAGGCUGUUAUUGUAGGCAAUUUAUCUUCAGAUCAACUAAGUUAUCAAGUAUGUUCCAAAUUUUAUUUUAUUUCCUGUUUGGAGCCGUUCUGUUGAUAGGGUCAUGAACAGGAAAAAAAAAAGUUGGAUAGUCUCCAUUUUCUAGCAUUGGGCAAGAUCAAGUUAUUUCCUUUCACGUGUUCUAUGGGACUUUGUGUGUUCCAGUGUAUCAGUGAACAUAUCAGACUAAAACUGUGUUGCUAUACUUCAUGACAUAGCUAAGGAAUUAAUGUUGUUCCAGAAUUUCUUAGUUA
Phoenix dactylifera (date palm) is the source of this 1311-nucleotide messenger RNA. RefSeq names its product transcription factor BHLH089. Gene Ontology annotation, cellular component: nucleus. NCBI's taxonomy places the organism in Eukaryota, Viridiplantae, Streptophyta, Magnoliopsida, Arecales, Arecaceae. The record is from RefSeq and is a predicted model, not a curated record. Gene Ontology annotation, biological process: regulation of DNA-templated transcription. Gene Ontology annotation, molecular function: protein dimerization activity; DNA-binding transcription factor activity.